Molecule: messenger RNA, 1760 nt
Organism: Salvia hispanica
Lineage: Eukaryota; Viridiplantae; Streptophyta; Magnoliopsida; Lamiales; Lamiaceae
Biological process (GO): regulation of gene expression
Cellular component (GO): chromatin; nucleoplasm
Molecular function (GO): RNA binding
Source: RefSeq, a predicted model, not a curated record
UCUCUGUAAAAUCAGGACGGGAAAAAAAUUGAAUUCCGUAGAAAGAAGAGAAAGAAAGCAGCUAGGGUUUCAACAACCCCCAAAUUUUUCACGAAAACGACACCGCAGCUUGGAGCUCCUUCUCCAUCGAUCCUCUCCACCUUCAGCGAUUAGUAAAUUUCUAGCUAGCUUUCGAGUUAGGUAGGAAAUAGAACAGAAUGGAUUACGGUGUGCCCGACCAAAACGUCGCCGUUUACGGCGAAGAUGAGCCGCAGUAUGAAGGGCAUUACGGCGCGGAAGAGGGGAACUACGGUUCAAUUGAUAACAUAGAUGAUAGUGCAGGGAUAAAGCACGAUUCUUCGUCGUCUGCAGGAAAACUUUUCGUCGGUGGCAUUGCUUGGGAGACUUCGGAAGAGUCCUUCAACAGGUAUUUUAGCAAGUAUGGGGAAAUUACAGAUUCUGUGAUAAUGUUGGACAAAAUCUCAGGAAGACCUCGUGGUUUUGGGUUUGUAACUUUUGCCGAUCCAGAAGUUGCAGACAAGGUUUUACAGGAAGAACAUAUCAUUGAUGGUAGAUCGGUUGAAGUAAAAAGAACGGUCCCUAGAGAGGGUGGUGGCAUGCAAGGUAGAGGAGGUGUGUCAAAGACAAGGAAAAUAUUUGUGGGUGGCCUUCCAUUGUCAUUAACUGAAGAUGAUUUGAGGGAUUAUUUCUCUUCCUAUGGUAACAUUGUCGAGCACCAAAUUAUGCUGGACCACAAAACUAAUCGGUCAAGGGGCUUUGGAUUUGUAACCUUUGAAAGCGAAGACUCUGUUGAAAAAAUAUUCUCUGAUGGUCGUAUGCAUGAACUUGGUGGAAAGCAAGUCGAAAUAAAGAGGGCUGAGCCAAAGAGAUCAGGAUUCGAUAAUUCAAAUGAAGGUCGUUUUCAUCGUGGAAGUAGCAGUUCAAGAUCUUCUGGCAAUUUUGGUGGUGGCUCAGAAGGUUUUGGCGGUGGCUAUGGUGGAAAAAUGGGCAGAGGAGGCUAUGGUGGUUAUGGAAGCUAUGGUGGCUAUGGCGGUUACGGAAACUACCCUGGAAAUUACGCUGGUGGAGCUUCAGGAUUUUACGCAGCAGCAGCUGCAGGGUAUGGUGGAUAUGGCUAUGGCUACGGAUUUGGUGGACCAAUGUACGGUGGUGGUGCAUAUGCAAGUGGUGGCUAUGGGGCUCCCGUUGGCUACGGGGGAGCUGCUGGAUACGGUGUAGGUAAAGGCUAUGGUGGCGGCCCAGGUGGUGGAUAUGACGGCGGUAAAGGCUUUGGAGGCAGCAGCAGCGGCAAUGGAGGCUAUGGUGGCUCUGUGAAAGGCUAUGGAGGCGGUGCUGGUGGCGGCAGUGGGAGUGCAGGCGCAGGUGGUGGAGGAGCGAGUGCUGGUGGUGGAUACGGAGGUGGCAAAGGAUAUGGGAAUGGCAACGGCACAAGUGGCCGGUUCCACCCCUACCGGAAAUGAGCCGUGCUGGAGUUCUAGAGGUAGAUGUUUCGAUUUUUCGAAGUGUAGGACUGAUCUGCUAAGAAAUUUUUUAUAUCUAUCUGUUUUAAGUGAGUAGUGUUUUUCUUUAUAGUCAAAUUAUGGUUCCACUCUAUGGUUGUAAUUCUGAUCCUCGGAUGAUUAUUCAGCACAUUGUAAAAGCUUGUCAUCUUUACAAGAUUUUUUUUUUUGAAAAAGAGGAUCAAUAACGAUUCUCUAUGCCUUGGUGAUGACUCGAACUUUCGACUUAUUUAUUAGAGUGGAAAUGUUUUUUUGACUAAA